This is a messenger RNA of Mauremys mutica (yellowpond turtle), 694 nucleotides long. RefSeq names its product sperm autoantigenic protein 17 (gene SPA17). Gene Ontology annotation, biological process: binding of sperm to zona pellucida. NCBI's taxonomy places the organism in Eukaryota, Metazoa, Chordata, Testudines, Geoemydidae. Gene Ontology annotation, molecular function: calmodulin binding. The record is from RefSeq and is a predicted model, not a curated record. The transcript has 5 exons. Bases 130 to 576 code for a protein of 148 amino acids. Gene Ontology annotation, cellular component: membrane.
AGCGGCCGGGCGGAGCGGUAAGAGCCCGCCCGGGGGCCGAGGCCGUUAGUGCCCCGGGCCGGGACUCCCGCCGUGGGGGCGCGGGCCUGGCGCGAGCCGCGUGUGCCAUAGAAGGCCUGUUCCGACACCAUGUCUAUACCAUUCUCAAACACCCAUCACCGCAUUCCGCCGGGAUUUGCAAAUCUGCUAGAAGGACUAGCCAGAGAAGUUUUGAGGGAGCAGCCUGAAGAUAUACCAGCCUUUGCAGCCAACUAUUUUGAAGAGCUGCUGGAUAAAAGAGAAAAAACCAAGUUUGACCCAGCAGAAUGGGGGUCUAAACUGGACGACAGGUUCUACAACAACAAAGCUUUUGAGGAGGCUGUAUCUUUGCAAGAAGAGGUGAAGGAGUCGAUGAAAGAUUCAUCCAUGGAGCCCGAGCUUGACAAACACAGCCUCUUUGAAACAACCACCCAUGAAAUAGAAGAUAAAGCUGCCACAAAAAUCCAGGCUGUCUACAGGGGAUACAGGGUAAGAGAGACAGUGAGGAGACUGAAAGAACUAGGUCAGGAUGCAACGAAUCCCACGGAAGAAAUCUAAUGCCGUUAGACCUGCCAGUGUCACGAUUUCCAGACCAGAUGCAGGUGAAUGAAUGGCUUGUUUGUCAGUAUUGACAGUAGGUUUAUUUUUGUUUAAUAAACAUCACAUAUUCAAAAUG